AUGGACAAACUCAAGGCAGGCAUUCUGAUCGUCUCCGACACGGCCUCUCAGGACCCCGCGUCGGACCAGACGGCCUCCGCUCUUACUCCCAUCUUGACCGCAGAGGGGAAGUGGGAAUCCCCCGCAAUCAAGAUCGUUCCCGACAACGUGUUCCACAUCCAACAGUCGGUUUGCGACUGGACCGAUGGACCCAAUUGGUAUAACCUGAUUCUGCUCAGCGGUGGGACCGGCUUUGCAGUCCGAGAUAACACCCCCGAGGCCGUCUCUCCACUGAUACACCGGCAUGCGCCGGGACUAGUCCAUGGCAUGAUUGCCGCUUCGUUGAAAGUAACGCCAUUUGCCAUGAUGUCCAGACCAGUUGCUGGUGUACGCGACAAGACCUUGAUAAUUACUUUACCUGGGUCCCCAAAGGGAGCUGUGGAAAAUCUCGAAGCUGUUGUAAAGCUUCUGCCUCACGCUUGUCUUCAAUCUGCCGGAGCAAACUCUCGAAAUAUGCAUGCCGCUGGUGUGAAAUCACUGGAGGUCGAAGCUGGCGUUUCGGCUGGCGUUUCGUCUGGCGUUUCGUCUGGCUCAUCCGUCCCAAAGGCACGCACUGCUCCCCAGUCAAAUGACCCUUCCGCGGGCCCUGGUCGACGGUACCGUUCUUCACCAUAUCCCAUGCUUUCCGUGGAGGACGCUCUCUGCGAGGUUAGCGAGCACACUCCCGCGCCCAUCGUCAUUGAAGCCCCCGUGAACACAUCAGUCGUGGGGUCUGUCAUCGCUGAAGACAUCUACGCCGCCGAGGCGGUGCCGGCAUACCGUGCCAGUAUCGUUGACGGCUACGCCAUCAUUGCCUCCGAAGGUGCAAGCACGAACGGCACUUUUCCCGUAGCAUCAAUCACUCAUGCCAACGUCGGCGGUGCCCUAGAGCCAUUGCAAUCGGGAACCAUUGCUAGAAUUACAACCGGUGCGCCUCUGCCUCCGAAUGCGAAUGCCGUAGUCAUGGUCGAAGACACCGAGUUGGCCACCACCACCCCCGAUGGCAACGAAGAAGCGACCGUCCACAUCCUAGCGGAGGAUAUCCUUCCUGGCGAGAACGUCCGCGAACCUGGCAGCGACGUUGCUCUCGGAUCGAAGAUUUUCGCGCGCGGAGAUAUCAUCUCUCCCGUCGGCGGCGAGAUCGGUUUGCUUGCUGCCACCGGCACCCGGACCGUCAAGGUAUUCAAGAAGCCCACAGUAGGCGUUCUGAGUACUGGAGACGAACUUGUGGAGCACGACGAUCCCCGCACUCUCACUGGUGGGCAGAUCCGGGACUCAAACCGACCCUCUCUGCUCUCAUGCCUUAAAUCAUGGGGCUUCCAAACAGUCGACCUCGGCAUUGCACGCGACACACCCGCCGGUGAACUAGAGCAUGCCCUGCGUGACUCACUGCGCGGCGUUGGCCGCGCCUCUUCCAGUGUCGAUGUGAUCGUCACAACCGGCGGUGUAUCAAUGGGCGAGCUGGAUCUCCUCAAACCUACCAUCGAACGGUCACUCGGCGGUACAAUUCACUUCGGUCGUGUUUCCAUGAAGCCUGGAAAGCCCACUACCUUCGCAACAGUGCCCUUCAAGGCAGCUGCUACCGACUCAAGGGUGACCACUCAGCAAGAACGCCAAUCUAAACUCAUCUUCUCUCUCCCCGGAAACCCUGCCUCCGCUCUCGUCACUUUGAACCUGUUUGUGCUUCCCUCGCUGCACAAGCUCUCUGGUCUUGGCGAGAGCUCGCAGGCAUUGGCUACGAAGCCCUGGCUGGCACCGCACCUCGGUCUGCCGCGUGUGGCCGUCGUCUUGACACAUCACUUCCCUCUUGACCCCAAGCGUACGGAGUAUCACCGCGCCGUGGUCACAGGCUCCCGCUCGGACGGUCGCCUGUAUGCCACUAGCACUGGCGUUGAAGGCGUGGGACAGCGCAGCUCGCGCGUGGGCAGCCUCGUUUCCGCGAAUGCCUUGGUAGUCCUGCGCGCCGGACGUGGCGUGUGUAUCAAGGGCGAAAUCGUGGAGGCGUUGAUGAUGGGAAGUGUCUACGGAUCCGACACCCGAAUCAUCUGCUAA
This is a messenger RNA of Penicillium cinerascens, 2070 nucleotides long. RefSeq names its product bifunctional molybdopterin adenylyltransferase MobB/molybdopterin molybdotransferase MoeA family protein. The record is from RefSeq and is a predicted model, not a curated record. Gene Ontology annotation, cellular component: cytoplasm; cytosol. The transcript is spliced from 5 exons. Gene Ontology annotation, biological process: Mo-molybdopterin cofactor biosynthetic process; molybdenum incorporation into molybdenum-molybdopterin complex. The coding region runs from base 1 to 2070 and encodes 689 amino acids. Gene Ontology annotation, molecular function: molybdopterin molybdotransferase activity. NCBI's taxonomy places the organism in Eukaryota, Fungi, Ascomycota, Eurotiomycetes, Eurotiales, Aspergillaceae.